Molecule: messenger RNA, 1584 nt
Organism: Aspergillus oryzae RIB40
Lineage: Eukaryota; Fungi; Ascomycota; Eurotiomycetes; Eurotiales; Aspergillaceae
Product: cytochrome P450
Exons: 5
Coding region: 1-1584 (527 amino acids)
Molecular function (GO): heme binding; monooxygenase activity; iron ion binding
Source: RefSeq, a predicted model, not a curated record
AUGCAAGCUCUAGGCAGAGUUGCCUUACUCACCACUUUGUUCAACACCAGCCUCAAUACUAGUAUCAGUAUAUACCGAUUAUUCGUCCACCGACUUCAUCCUUUCCCCGGGCCCUUCGCAUGCAAGCUCACCCGGUUCUACAGCGCUUUCUUAGCAGCAAAGAAUAUCCAAUACAAUGUGGAACUAAAAAGGCUCCACAAGCAGUACGGCGACUUCGUCCGCACAGCACUGCCCCUGAGCUACGGCCCCCAGACUGGAUGUCGCAGGUCAACGUGGUACGGACAUGUGGAUGUAGAUGACACGAAAAUAUGCAUGGCUCUAAGCCACGACUUCAACGAUCACCGACGACGAAGAAGAGCGUGGGACCGAGCCUUCAGUAUUAUAUCCCUCAGUGUCUACGAACCCCGUGUUAUAGCGCAGGCGAAGAAGCUCAUGGCCCAGGUCGAAGCCAACCAAGGAAAGCCGCUUGAUGCAACCACCUGGUCUAUGCUUUUCACCUUCGAUAUCAUGGGAGACAUCGGGUUCGGUAAGAACUUUGGCAAUCUUACAACAGGGAAAGCGCACCCCGCUAUUAGUGCUAUUCGUGACAAUAUGCGCGUCAUUGCUGUCGUGAGCCAUCUUCCGUGGCUUUUGAAUAUGCUUGGUAAAAUACCAGGCGCGGCGGCUGGGUAUCAAGGUUUCUUUAAGUGGUGCACUGACCAGGUUGAGACCAAACGCAAGGUAUUAAGUCCUCGUUACGCUUUUGGUUUGGCUGUAGAUGAGACUAGCGUAUACCCCGAUGCAACGCAACAGAGCUGGGACCACGACGAAUACCCCCAAGACAUCAUUUCCUGGAUCUUGAAAGCUUUCAUAGACAACGAUGUCUCGGCCCCACCAUCUGAACCGGCCCUUCAUGAUGACUCGCGUGUGGUGGUGAUUGCGGGCAGCGACACAACCGCCUUGGCCCUAGCAAGCAUCAUCUACUUCCUCGCCAAACAUCCUCAAAUCCUCCAAAAACUCCAAGCCGAACUCGACAAUGCAAUGCCUAACGGGCCCCGAAGUUGGACUUACGACAAAGCCAAAACCAUAUGCUACAUCGACGAUAUAAUCCACGAAAGCCUUCGUCUGCGACCCUCCGUCUCAGGUGGUGGAUACCGCGUAACGCCUGCCGAGGGCCUCCAGAUUGACGAAGUCUUCAUCCCAGGAGAUGUGAACGUGUUCGUUCCACAGCAGCUAAUCCAAACAGACGAGCGAUACUACAAAUUCUCCAAGGAGUUUAUUCCCGAGCGAUGGGGCGAAAAGAAGGUCGAGUGGGGAACUGAUAAGGCGCCUUAUUUUCUGUUUUCUUUGGGAAUCUACGGCUGCGUAGGGAAGAAUCUAGCUAUGCUUAGUCUCCGCGUAGCCGUAUCUACCCUAGCACAGCGGUACGACAUCAGGUUUCGCACGGGAGACAUUUUGGAACGAUGCAUUGGAUACAUUCACCACUUUUCUGCCGCCUUUGCAAGUUGUGUUUCACCCAAGGAAAUCGUAAAUACUACGCCAUUCUUGAGACUCCUUCAAGUUUUCUUCAUUCUUCAUAUUUCUGGUGUAAAAGUGCGCACUUAG